AUGAAGCAUUUGCAAUUUGUGCUCGUUUUGGCCAUCGCAGUCAACGUGUGGGAAUGUGGAGACGCAAAAUUCGGCGAGAGGGGAGAGAUUAGCCCCAGGAGAAGGAGAUGUUACGACGGAAGCAUGCCCAAACGCCUGAAGAAGAGGGAGAGAAAAGUGUUGCUGGACGGCGGCAGCAGCGGAGAAGUUUGUCACAGGUUGUAUCCCCGUGUGUCCUGCUGUCCCACCAGGAGAGCCGCCUAUCAGAUACUCCACCGGAGGGAUGCCAGGAUUUUCUCCACCAAUAACACGGAAUGUGGACGUCUGCUGGAGGAGAUCAAGUGUGCUCGCUGCUCGCCCAACGCCCAGGUGCUGUUCCACUCUUUGGACAUGGAUAAGAUGCCACACAGGGAACCAGACCUGCCGCGGCUCUGCCAGGACUUCUGCCGUGAAUUCUACUACACAUGCAGGGGCCACAUACCAGAACUGUUCCAAGCCGAUGUGGAUGAGUUCUGCCAAUACUAUGGGAGGAGAGAUGGCAGUUCAUGCUUUCCAGAUUUUCAACGAAAGCAACCACGGGGGCAAGAUUCCAACUACUUGGGAGACGAGAAAAUAGAAGAUAUCAGCAGGAAACACAAGCACAACUGCUACUGUGCCCAAGAGGUGUUGAGUGGCCUGAGGCAGCCGGUGGCCGUGGUGCACUGUGGGGAUGGUUCCCAGCGCCUCUUUGUCCUGGAGAGGGAAGGAAUCGUCAGGGUACUCACCCAUGAGCUUGAGCUGCUUAAAGAGCCUUUCCUGGACAUCCACAAGCUGGUGCAGAGCGGCCUGAAGGGCGGAGAUGAAAGGGGCCUGCUAAGCCUAGCAUUCCACCCCAAUUACAAGAAGAAUGGCAAGCUCUACGUCUCCUACACCACCAACCAAGAACGCUGGGCCAUUGGACCACACGACCACAUUCUCCGUGUGGUUGAAUACACCAUUUCGAGGAAAAACCCCAACCAGGUGGACACCAGGACUGUGCGUGUACUGAUGGAGGUGGCAGAGCUGCACAGGAAGCACCUAGGAGGCCAGCUACUGUUUGGUCCUGAUGGCCUGUUGCACAUCAUCCUAGGAGACGGCAUGAUCACCCUGGAUGACAUGGAGGAGAUGGAUGGACUCAGUGAUUUCACAGGGUCCGUCCUAAGGGUCGACGUGGAUACAGACUGUUGUACGUCACCCUACUCCAUACCCCGGAACAAUCCCUACUUCAACAGCACCAACCAGCCACCUGAAAUCUUCGCUCAUGGACUGCAUGACCCAGGCAGGUGUGCGGUGGAUCGCCAUGAAAUGGACAAUGGGACUCUCCUCAUUUUGUGUACAGAUGCCAGCGGCAAAAACGCAUCAGCAGGGCGAAUACUGGAGAUUGUGAAGGGGAAAGAUUACGAAAACGAGCCAUCCAUCUAUGACCUCCAGUCCAGCGGAGGGUCACCACCUGUGGGUGGCUUCAUCUACAGAGGGUGCCAGUCUAGAAGACUCUAUGGCAGUUAUGUGUUUGGAGACAGAAAUGGUAAUCUGCGGAUCCUCCAGAAGUCUUCACUGUCAACAUCAGCAAGUGGUGAAAAGUGGCAGGAGAAAGCUCUGUGUCUGGGCUCAACCAGCUCCUGUGGCUCCACGCUUGUGGGACAUAUCUUGGGCUUUGGAGAGGACGAACUGGGUGAGGUCUACAUCCUGGCAAGCAGUAAAAGCAUGGCACAGUCACACAGUGGGAAACUCUACAAACUGGUGGAUCCCAAAAGGCCUCAGGUCCCUAAGGAGUGCCAGCGUCAGGUGGAGCCUCCAGAGCUGCUGAUGACAGCUUGUUCCAGACACUGUAAGAACGGACACUGCACUCCCACUGGCAAGUGCUGCUGCAGCCCGGGCUGGGAGGGGCCCUUCUGCAGAGUCGCAAAAUGUGAACCAGGCUGCCGCAAUGGAGGCGUGUGUGUGGAGCCCAACAAGUGCCUGUGUAAGAGCGGCUACUCCGGGGCCCAGUGUGAGAAGGGCGAGCGGGGUAUGCCCAACGACCAGGAGAAAGACGGCAUACUGGACCACAUAAUCGACAUGACCUCGUACCUGCUGGAUCUGACCAGCUACAUUGUAUAGGGGUGCGCAGAGGGGGUCUGCUCCCCACCACCGCCCCGAAGCUGACACAAAUCUACCUACCACCACCAGCAGACUCUAAGGAGGUGUCCUAGGGCCUCUCAGUCUCCCUCACACCCGCACAGGCAUGCAUACACACACACACAGGUGCACACAGGAUCUCCUUUUGGACUGUUUCCACAUCCACAUCGCCAUACCAAACUCUUCCUCUUUUGCCUAUAAGCUACUUGCUCUUGAGCACCGAGCCUGGCAUCCGAGGCAUGUUCACAUUUCAAGAGACCUGCGGACAGCAGCGAGAUGAUUGACAAGCAUGGCGUAGUUAUGGAAGUUAUACCAAGACAUUUCCUGUCUCAGUCAGAAACGCCCUCCACACGGCCGACUCCACAUUAGAACAACACUCCUGCUGAGCCACCGAGGAGACCCCACAGAGUCUCCACAUUUUAACUCAAGACUUUGGAUUUGUUUCCGAGGGGUGUUACAGAAGACCCCCAAAAAUGGAGUUUGGGACAUUUCAGUAGAGAGCUUGUCCACUAGUUCUCUCAAGAUUAAUCAGUCUAAGGAGUGGCGAUGUUUGAGUUGAAGACCAAAUUUUGCGCUUCUGGUCUUUUUAUCCAUUUAAAACAAAGCAAAAGAAAUGUCUAUAUAUUCACAGACUUUGAAGGAACACUCAGCUUCUUGAUGUCAGUCAUACAGUGAUACUGAAAAAAACUGAGAAGUUCAUGAGAAAUGUGUGUCAUGUAGGGCACAUGGUCCCUUGUGCUAUACUAUUCGAAAGGCACUAAUACAAGAGAGGUGAACCAUGUUGUCUCACAGUUAUGAGGUUGAGGUUUUAUUUAGUUUGUGGGCACAUUUGUCAUAAAGCUAUAACGAUAUAUGUAUACAUUGGUAUAGAUUUACUCACUUACUAUCAGUGUACAGAACGGAUCUACAGCAGAAGACUGUUAUCUUCUUCGAAACAGUAGCGACUGAGUGAGCACGUUGUACUUCUUCUGUCAAAGCCAGUUUCACACAAUCUGAAUGGAGUUACCAGCUCCCAUGCACUGUAUUCAUUUUUUUUUCGUUCAGUUUAGCAAGUUAAAAGAAUUUUAACAGCUAUUGGGAUGCAAUAACAGCAAUUUCAUAUUCACACACACACACACACACACACACAUACAUACACUCAAUAACACAGAUAUAGUUCAACAAACUGGUUCAACAAACCUUUCAUUGUCUCACACACUGAACCUGAACUCAAACUUCAUUUGCUAUAAAGGGAAGAGAGAGCAUGGUGAUGUAUAUUUCCGAUAGAGCUUACCUAAGUACUACUUAGCAUCACAAAAUACUAUAGCAUUACUAUUGUUAUCAUAGAGGAGGGUUUAUUUUUUUAAGCGUAAUAAUAUAUGGGAGAGAAUGGUGUUUAUAGAAAGCAGUUUUACACUAAGCUUGUAAAUUCAUGUCAUUUCAUGUUCUUUUUCUUAUACAUAUGCAGUUUUUUUCCACUGUUAAGAAAGACACGUGAGGACACAAGUAUUUUUUAGAUUUUUUUUUUCCUGUGUUAAAUUAAUGCAUGUCUAUGCCUGCAUAGCGUAGUUCAGAGCAGUUGGCUGAAUCCGUGUAAUUCCCUUCCCUGACAUGUGGUUUCAUUACCACUGUCAGAGCCGUUUCUCUGUUGUGAGAUGAUCAAACAUCCAGUCGGGCCACCAUGUCACUGUGGAAGCAGUUCACAGUCAGAGCCAGAUCUUAUCUAUGGAGAGCAGAUUCAAGAUUAACUCACACAAGGUCUGUCUAAUGCAGAUAGGUUUGAAGAAGAAUUCAGAAAUGUGGUCAAGAUUGAAUGUUACGCUCUAAUGAACAUUGUGGUAUGUCUGACUAAAGGAAAAGAUGAAAUGUCUUUGCGCAGUCAGAAAACAAUUAAACACAGACAUGGAUUGUCUGGAGCCACAGUAAUGUGUUGUUUCUUUUCAGAUGCCUAAAUGGAAGUUCAUACAGACACAACACAUAUACAUGCAUGCCCGCGUCCGCCUAAUUAUUGAUUAGGAACACGACAUUUGAUCUCUUGCCAUUUCAAAUUCCACAGAAUCAGUCUCGACAGAACCGCCAGAGCCGCAACGUUGCACAGCUUUGAGAAGGCAAACAUUUGCGUCUUUGUCCCCCCCCACAGACUCUUUAGUUCAGAGUGAGUUCUUAUUCUUUUCAUGGUUAAAUGAAGUUUAGAAUUCGUAAUGACAAUUGGUGUAUUUGUUGUUCAUCUCCUGCCUCGCUCGUGUUUGUUGAAAUAAAUCAACUCUACCUGGUCUAUUAAGUCAAAAUGGAAUUCAUGCUGUAAAGUGGAAAUUAUAAUUUUUUUUUAGCACUUAAUGUGAAAGUUGCAUUGUAGCUGCUGAGACGGCGUGGUGUGAAUAGAAUAACCAUUUUCAUUAUUUAAGUAGUUACACAAAUAA
Myripristis murdjan (pinecone soldierfish) is the source of this 4514-nucleotide messenger RNA. It is a transcript of the gene hhip, whose product is annotated as hedgehog interacting protein. The coding region runs from base 1 to 2097 and encodes 698 amino acids. NCBI's taxonomy places the organism in Eukaryota, Metazoa, Chordata, Actinopteri, Holocentriformes, Holocentridae. The transcript is spliced from 13 exons. The record is from RefSeq and is a predicted model, not a curated record.